Peromyscus maniculatus bairdii (prairie deer mouse) is the source of this 1159-nucleotide messenger RNA. The record is from RefSeq and is a predicted model, not a curated record. Lineage: Eukaryota; Metazoa; Chordata; Mammalia; Rodentia; Cricetidae.
GAAGGCCUAAGUCUAAUUAGAGAGCUUUUGGUGCGGUUUCAGCAGGAACGGUGGAACGUACGUAUUGGGGAGUUCUGAUGACGAAUUUUUAGACAAUAACAGAUUCUUGAGCUGAGCCAUGAGUGUGGUUGGAAAUUGAAAGUGAACCGGAAGGGAAGUACGCAUUUCUGUUCGCAGAAGUCCAGUGGCUUCCAAAACAGAUGAAAUGUGGUCUGAGGGAUGGUGUGACUACAAGCCACUUCCAGGAAAACAAGCACAGGGAUGGUAUGAGUACAAGCGACUUCCAGGAAAACAAGCGGUGGGAUGGUGUGACUACAAAAGACUUCCAGGAAAACAAGGGCCUCCUUGGAACCAUCCCAGUGAUGGAAACCAUAGACUAAUUAAUGUGCCAAAGAGACCGCCUCUGGGAGACAAGAGAUCAUCUCUGCUAGCCGGACCCAACGAAGCAGGCUACAGUAAAUAUUACUGGCACUUUGAUUGCCAAGAAUGGGACGAGGGCCGCUGUUUUACUCAGGAUCCAAGAAGAGCCCCACCCUACAAAAGAGGCCAUUAUGGCUACCGAUGGUCAAGAGAUGAGUAUUCCACAAGCCAACAGCCUCAAUACAGGGCCAUGAGAAACGGCUUUAGAAGAAAACGUUUCUAUUCUUCCCAUUAUUCAAGACAACGCUCUCCCCAUAAACGGGCGGCUCCUUUUUUGAGAGAAUCACGUGUGGGCGGGAAGGACUCCCUACACAGCAGAUUUGGAUCCAGUCUCAGCAGUAGAAGCAGGAUGCGCUCCUUCCAUCAGUCUCGACAUAGAUGUAAAGAGAGAGCCAUCCAGUUUUUGAAAACAUCAAGAGAUACUGUGCCCUCAAGUUCUUCAUCCAAGGUGUUAAAAAGCCCCAGCCGGCUGACUGAGAAGGAACAGGCUGAUGCUGCAAGCAAGAGGGCUAAUGAAAAUCCCAAGCAGUCAGAAGAAAAUAACUUGGAUGAAAUUUCCGAGUUUGAGAUGGGAUCCAAGGAACCAUUAUGUAUCAACCAGACAGAAGAACCCGAGUCAAACACAACAGCUGGCCCAGAAUUGUGUGAAGACAGCCAGCUUAGCAUUCGCUCAAAAGCGAUUGCAUCAAAAAUCACUGAGAUUGAGAAGGUUUACCGACAAGUCUGUGAAACUUUCGGG